AUGCUGCUUAUAAAUAGUAAUGUGUAUAAUAACAUUUAUGACCAAGAAGAUAAUUAUAAAACAAGUGUACUUUCAGUGUACACGAAGUAUUUACUGUGCUUAAUUAUGCCAUUAAACAUGGAUUUUCAUGAAUGCAAUUGCAAAAAUGUAACAAUUACAGAGGGAAUAUUUGGAGAAACCUGGGUUGAUAAUAAUGAUCAAAUUUUUACUGAUCCUAUUCCAAAAACUGUAAAAUCAUAUACUAUGGUAAAUACUAAUCGAAUGGAAAUUAUUGUUAUUACAUGGGGUGCUACAAUUGUAUCUUUGAAAUGUCCAGAUAAAUAUGGAUAUUCUACUGAUAUUGUCCUUGGUUUUGAUGAUAUAAAAGGGUACUCAAAUCCUAUAACAAAUCCAUUUAUUGGUUGUAUACUAGGCAGAUGUGCAAAUCGCAUUAAAAAUGGUCAUGUCACUAUUAGAGGCAAAGAUUAUGAAUUAACAAAAAAUGAUUUCAAUAGAAAACAUCAUUUACAUGGAGGAACAAAUGGAUUUGGUCGUAAAGUUUGGGAUUCAUACAUUACUGGAUGUUCAGUUGUUAUGAGUUACUUAAGUCAGGAUGGUGAAGAAGGCUACCCAGGUGCAGUGUUAACUACAAUAAAAUUUAAAUUGACUCCUGAUAACAAAUUUAACAUAUGCAUGAGAGCUACAACUUCAAAACCAACAAUAGUGAAUUUAUCACAUGGGUCUAUGUUUAAUUUAGCUGGGCAUGAUACUGGAGAAUCUGAAUUGAGAAAACAUAAAGUACAACUGAACUGUGAUCGUUGGACAUUUGCGGAUUAUACAGAUCCAAUUCCAACGGGUGCCAUUCGUGGCGUAGGUGGAACGGUGAUGGACUUUCGAAUACCUCAAAUUUUAGGAGAAUGCAUAGAAAAGGUACCACCUGGAGAAGGUUAUGAUCAUAACUUGUGCAUUACAAAAAAUGGACAAUCUGGUAGUUCAUUUGUUGCUAAAAUAUGGCAUGUAAAAAGUGGACGUGCUUUAGAAAUUUAUUCAGAUCAAUGUGGAAUACAAUUUUAUACUGGAGGUCGUUUACCACCUCAGAUGGUUCCAGAAUUUUUAUCUAAUUAUGACUUAUUAGCAAACAUUGAAGAAAAAGGAGAACAUGAUGAAUAUAAAAGUGAUGAUGAAAAUGAAGAAAUGAAAGUUCAAAAGCAUUAUAAAAAAAUAUUAAAUGUACCUAAAAAGCUAGAAUUUAUUUUAGGAAAACAUGGUGCUCACUACAAAAAAUAUUGUGCUUUUAGUAUUCAACCACAAAAUUACCCUAAUGCAAUACAUUAUUCACAUUUUCCAUGUUCUAUACUAUAUCCUGGUCAAGUUUAUUAUCAUGAUCUGACAUAUAAGUUUGAAGUACAGCUUGCAAAUUAUAUGUAA
Molecule: messenger RNA, 1407 nt
Organism: Eufriesea mexicana
Lineage: Eukaryota; Metazoa; Arthropoda; Insecta; Hymenoptera; Apidae
Product: aldose 1-epimerase
Exons: 11
Coding region: 1-1407 (468 amino acids)
Biological process (GO): beta-D-galactose catabolic process via UDP-galactose, Leloir pathway; glucose metabolic process
Molecular function (GO): carbohydrate binding; aldose 1-epimerase activity
Source: RefSeq, a predicted model, not a curated record